UCUCGCAGGGACCGCUCGCCCCCCAGAGCCACAGGCACAUUGAGGAAAUAGAAGAUCUGCCGCUCGUCCUAUAGGAGGGGGGACAGUCCCUAAGGAGGAGGGUCACGUGGGAGGAGAGGCUUGUGUGCAGACACACGGCACCAGCCAUUCAGCUCUCCCAUUGACAAGAGGCCAGGCUGCUGUAUUCCCGCUCCCGUGGCACAUGCCUAUGUAGUCGGCUCCCCGGGGACAGCUCUCAGUUCUCCCGGCCUCGCCCCCCGUUCCCUCCUCAAUGCUAGACAAGUUGAGACCCGCUGCUGCGCCCCUGGACAUGGCGGUGGGUAAGCCGGUGGCCUGGCUGAACGAGCAGCUGGAUGUGGCCAACGAGCGCCUCCUGGUCAUGGACUGCAGGGCCCACGAGCUCUACGAGUCGUCUCACAUCGAGGCCGCUAUCAACGUGGCCAUCCCGGGCAUCAUGCUGCGCCGCCUCAAGAAGGGAAACCUGCCCAUCCGAUCGCUCUUCUCCUGCGGGGAGGACCGGGACAAGUUCGCCCGCCGCUGCGGCACCGACACGGUUGUACUGUACGACGAGAGCAGCUGCGACUGGAACGAGAACACGGCCGGGGAGUCGGUGCUGGGGCUGCUCAUGAAGCGCCUGAAGGAUGAGGGCUGCAGAGCUUACUAUCUACAAGGUGGAUUCAACAAGUUCCAGGCUGAGUAUCCUAUACAUUGUGAAACCAAUCUGGAUAGUUCCUGUGUCAGUAGCUCUCCACCCGUCCUUGGUUUGGGAGGCCUCCGGAUAAGUUCUGACUCUUCAUCAGAUAUUGAAUCUGACAUUGACAGGGAUCCCAGCAGUGCAACAGAUUCAGACGGUAGUCCUCUAUCCAACACACAGCCAUCGUUUCCUGUUGAGAUCUUACCGUAUCUUUACCUUGGCUGUGCCAAGGAUUCUACUAACCUGGAUGUUUUAGAAGAGUUUGGCAUUAAGUACAUCCUGAACGUGACACCAAACUUGCCUAAUCUUUUUGAGAAUGCUGGGGAAUUUAGAUACAAGCAGAUUCCAAUUUCGGACCAUUGGAGCCAAAACCUGUCUCAGUUUUUUCCAGAAGCCAUCUCCUUUAUAGAUGAAGCCCGGGGUAAAAGCUGUGGAGUAUUGGUGCAUUGCUUGGCUGGCAUCAGCCGAUCUGUCACAGUCACUGUAGCUUAUUUGAUGCAGAAGCUCAACCUCUCCAUGAAUGAUGCCUACGAUAUUGUCAAGCUGAAGAAAUCCAACAUCUCUCCUAACUUUAACUUUAUGGGUCAGUUGCUGGAUUUUGAAAGGACAUUGGGGCUUAGCAGUCCAUGUGACAAUCGAGUCCCAGCACAGCAGUUAUAUUUUACAGGUCCAGCCAACCAAAAUGUGUAUCAAGUUGAUUCCAUGCAGUCCACGUGAAACUGAACUGUUUAUCUUUGGCGCUGAAGAUCAUUCCUCUACAGAAAUCUUUCUCUUAAAAUCUGUCAAGGGUGUACUGACAGAUGUGAUUGAUUGGUUCAAGGAGAUCAUUGUUGGGGCGUUAAAAAAAGAAAACAAACUUUAUUAAAGUUAGAGUUGCACUUGCAAUGGAAGCAAUCCAGAUCACUUGGAGAUAAGCCUUAGAUGCCUUGAAAUGAUUUGGCAAAGCUAAUCUGAAACUGCCAUUGUAAUGCAGUGGUUUUAGUUCCAAACAAGAGACAGCACAGCUGGACCCAAUAUCGGAUAUUAAUCCUGCGAGGUUUGGAAAGGAUAGGGUGCAGAUCAUUUGUCUUCUGUGAAGACUGGUUCUCCUGAUAUUUAAAGGAGCCAAAGAAUUAUGACUAAACUUCUGAUGCAUUUGAAGUUUUUCUGUUCUUUACCUUUUUACAGUUACUGUAAAUAUCAACUUCUCUUAUGUAGCACCGUCAUUUCACUUUUUUUUUUUUGACGUUUUAAAAUACAAAGUUUUUUUUUCUUUCUUCUCUAAACCCACACCUCCCUGACAUCCUUUAAUAGAAAUUGUAGCAUAACAAUUUAUGAAUUGGGGGUAGGAGGUUUUGUGUACUUUGCAUAAAAGUACUGAUGUAAUUUUGAUUCACAUUAAUGUAUAGCAGGAAUAUUCAACCUUAACUGACCCAUCUGUUGCAUAGCAUGUUACUUCACCGAGUAAGUUGGGCAGUGCUGGGAGGUGUAAAAUCUAUAGCACCAGAGGUUGACUAUUCCUGAUGUAUAGUUUUGUUGCCUGAGCUUGUAAACCUCUUUCUCUUAGUAGUUCUAUGUUUUUAACAUAUUAAUUGCUCUGAAAAUUGUUAAUGUGAAUUACCUCUGUCCUUUUUGUUUAGGGAGUUUCACCUCAAAUGCUAUGGUAUGUUUUUUUUUUUUCCUACAAUAUAAACUGGAAGUAUGUAUGUGACAGUGUAUUGCAAAGCUUCGAUUGCACAUUGAUUGCCAAUAAGGGGGCCAUGUUACACUCCCGAAUGUCCACGGAGUAAAAUUUUAUGAUGAAAUUUAUUAUAGACUUGUAAAUCUUUUAAAUUAUUAAUAAAUUCCUAUUUUGGUUA
This is a messenger RNA of Xenopus laevis (African clawed frog), 2532 nucleotides long. It is a transcript of the gene dusp6.S, whose product is annotated as dual specificity phosphatase 6 S homeolog. Gene Ontology annotation, molecular function: protein tyrosine/serine/threonine phosphatase activity; protein tyrosine phosphatase activity; MAP kinase tyrosine phosphatase activity. The record is from RefSeq and is marked predicted. Gene Ontology annotation, cellular component: cytoplasm; cytosol. Gene Ontology annotation, biological process: regulation of heart growth; negative regulation of ERK1 and ERK2 cascade; positive regulation of apoptotic process. Lineage: Eukaryota; Metazoa; Chordata; Amphibia; Anura; Pipidae.